UGUAGUCAUCAUUGUAGAUUUUUCCAAAAAAUUAUUUAAUUUAUGUCUUAAAACGUUUUAGAAUCAUUGAAAAUGUCGGAGAGAGACUACGCGCCACUAAGCAUAGCCUGCGUCCGCGGGCUGUGUGACAAACUAUAUGAUAAAAGGAAGUUCGCUGGAGUCGAAAUAGAGAAGAUGGUGAAGGACUUCAGCGACGCGAACAACACGAGCCAGAUCAAGCGGCUGGUGCGGGUGCUGGGGCAGGACCUGAUGGCGUCCACCAACCCCAACGUGAAGAACGGGGCGCUCAUGGGCCUCUCCUCCGUCGCUGUCGGCCUUGGGAAGGGUUGCAUAACAUACCUACCAGAGCUGAUCCAGCCAAUCGUCGCCUGCUUCAGUGAGAGUGAGUCCCGGGUCCGCUACCAAGCAGCUGAGGCGUUAUUCAACGUGGUGAAAGUGGCCCGGGGUGCGGCAUUACCACACUUCCCGCUGCUGUUUGAUGCCCUGGCUAAACUGGCAGCUGACCCAGAACCGCAGGUCAAACAGGGAGCUGAACUGCUGGACAGACUUGUCAAGGAGAUAGUGACCGAGAGCCCCGACUUCUCAGUCUCAGCCUUCGUGCCGAUGCUCCGCGAGCGAAUGUACUCGCGGCACGCCGCCGCGCGCCAGUUCUGUGUCUCCUGGCUGAGUGUGCUCGACUCCGUGCCCGCCCUGCCGCUGAGGCAGCACCUGCCACAACUGCUAGACCCUCUGCUCGUGAUGCUAGGGGACGUGCACGCAGAGAUCCGUCGCAUGUGCGACAUCCAGCUGGGCGAGUUCUUGCGCAGCAUCAAGAAGGAGCCAGCUCGCGUGGAGUUCGCCGCCAUGAUCAACAUCCUUAUCACGCACGCGCAGUCGCCGGACGAGCUUGUGCAGUUGACAGCGAUCACAUGGAUCAAAGAGUUCGUGGAGCUGGCCGGGCCCGCCAUGCUGCCGUACGCGUCGGGCGUGCUGGCGGCCGCGCUGCCCUGCCUCGCCUACUCCGACGAGCCGAGGAGAAGCAUCAGAGAAACGGCCACCAUCGUCAACAUGCAGCUGACCAAGCUGGUCGAAGCGGAGUCCCCCGCACCCUCCCCUGGUCCUGACGGCGACGAGGACAAAGGGAGAGUCAACCUGGACGCGGUCGUCGGGAUCCUGAUACAGAUGGUGCACCACAGCUCCGUGCACACCAAGGUGGCUGCGCUGGAGUGGUUCCUGCACCUGUACAGCAAGAUGCCCAACCAGAUGUCAGCUCAAUCGGGGCAAGUGUUCGUGAGCGCGGUGGGCAGCCUGACGGACGCGGCAGACGAGGUGGUGCGCCGCAGCCUCGCCGUCACCGCCGAGAUCUGCACCUGCACGCCGGCCACUCCGGGUGACUUGGAAUCGAGUCCCUAUUAUUACAAGUUCCUACAAGCUUUGCUGAGGCUGCUAGCUGCGGAUGACAAUUUAUUAGAAGACCGAGGAGCGUUUAUAAUUAGGCAACUAUGUGUUCUCUUAAACGCCGAAGACAUAUACAAAGCGUUAUCGAAGAUCCUAGUGGAGGAGCCGAACCUUAAAUUCGCCGCUACUGUAGUGGACGUAUUAAGUAUCAUCCUGCUGACGGCCGCCGAGCUGCAGCACUUGAGGCUGCAGUUGAGGAACUUUACUGCGCCGGCGACGCAGCAGCUGUUCGCGGGGCUGUACCGCUGCUGGUGCCACUCGCCGGUGUCGCUGCUGGCGCUGUGUCUACUCACACACAACUACGCGCACUGCAACGCGCUCAUAUCUACUUUUGGCGAACUGGAAAUCACGGUCGAGUUCUUAACAGAGUUGGACAAGCUUGUGCAACUCAUCGAGUCACCUAUAUUCGCUUACAUGCGACUAGAGCUGCUGAGCGGGUCGCAGAGCGCGGAGCUGCGCGGCGCCCUGUACGGGCUCCUGAUGCUGCUCCCGCAGAGCGAAGCUUUCCAUACGUUGCGUCGAAGGUUACAGUGCGCGCCGCCUCCUGACAGACCGGCGCUAACAAUACCCCCGGCGGGAGCUAGCGCGGCCGGCAUCGACUUCGAGGCGUUACUGCAGGAGUUCCGGCGCGUGCAGGCCGCGCACCGCGCCCACCGCCUCGUGGAGCGCCCGCGUCGCGACCCAGCCUACUCAUAGCGGCGGACUGUACAUACAUAGGAUACGAGUAGCAAAUCGAAACCAAUCCUGCCUUUUUAGGCUCGGUUCUUAAGUAAAUUCUAGGUUUUUAAAUUAAAGGAAAAGUAAAGGAAACGUUUCGUGUAACGUUUCUGCUUGUUAAAAAAAAUGUUUUCCCCUCACUAGCUCGGAAACACGUGUUUUAUCCUUUAAUGCCAGCGGGUAAAAACGCGUUUUAUCCACUAGUGGGUAAAGUAAUUUGAC
Messenger RNA from Leguminivora glycinivorella, 2376 nucleotides. Its product is annotated as protein VAC14 homolog. Gene Ontology annotation, biological process: phosphatidylinositol biosynthetic process; positive regulation of kinase activity. The transcript is spliced from 14 exons. Bases 73 to 2133 code for a protein of 686 amino acids. Gene Ontology annotation, cellular component: PAS complex; endosome membrane. The record is from RefSeq and is a predicted model, not a curated record. NCBI's taxonomy places the organism in Eukaryota, Metazoa, Arthropoda, Insecta, Lepidoptera, Tortricidae.